UUUCGGGCUAAAAUUAUAUAAGCCUAAUUCGUUUCUCUAUUCCUUUUUAUUACAAAAAAAAUGGCUGCUGCAGAUAAUAUUAUAUUCGUCUCCAUUCAAAUACUUUUAUUGACAUUAGGAUCAACAAGUGUGGCAAAACUGAUAUUUCACGACUAUAAGCCGCCUAAAUAUUUCGAAUUCAACAACCCUCUGUACAUACCGCACCUAUUAUUUUCAUUAACCCUAAGCAGCUCAUGCACUUUAUUUUUGUUGGUGUUUGGGGAAAUUGUUCAUUUAUUUUCAAACACUGCAAGAUCGCAGUAUUGGAAAUUCAACCUUGACAUAUUGCUACUUUUAGUCAUUGUUGUUAUACCUUGGUUUCAACUUUAUGCAUUUCUACACACCACUCAAGGCUGGAAGACCAAACCGUCUGUAUACAUAACCACAGUGAUAUGGAUCUUAUAUCUCUAUCUCUUCAGCCAAAUUGAGCAAUAUUCAACCUUAGCCCAUUCAACUUCCUGGAUAGAACUUGGUAUUGUAAGAAUUAGUAUUGUUGGAAUCACAUUGAUCUCUAUUUUGUCUGGAUUUGGUGUGGUCAAUACACCAUUUAAUACGUGGUCUUCAUUCAAGCGAAAAGUCAGUGAACAGGAUUACACUGUCGCCGAGCGAGCAUAUAAGCAAACGGAGGCGAUCAUUCAUGAAAAAAAGGCCUUGUUAGAAAGAAUGUACAAACAGGAAGAAUUGUCGGAUAAAAAGGAAAAGCCCAAAUCAGCCACAUUGUUUGGUAAAAUGUCAUCUAUUUUUAGUGGAUCUGAAGACAGCGAGACCGUCCUUUUACAGAUAGAGAUCGAGCAAUUAGAAGGUCUGGCCUUGAACAUGAAGUCGGAUUUAGAUGAGUUGGAACGAGGUAGAGCGAAAAGUAGAUUCUCUCAAACAUGGAAAGGAAAGAUUUGGAAAAUUGUGGAUUUAAUAUUUGCGGUAUACUGUAUCUAUAAAUUAAUUGUGACUACAUUUAACGUGAUAUUCCAACGUACAGGAUCAUCGGAUCCAAUCACUAAAGUGUUAUCCAUCAUGAUGAGCCAUUUAGACAGAAAUAAUCUUGAUUUUAAAAUUGAUCCGGUAUUCUGGUCUCAACAGCUCAGUUUUUGGUUUGCAGGAAUUAUUGUUUUCGGUUCCGUACGUGGAUUUUUAAAGUUACUGACUCGGUUACUCCGAGUGUUUAUGCACAAGGUUACAUUUUCAACAAGUAGCAUACUUUUGUUUGCUGCACACAUGAUGGGGAUGUAUUUCUUGAGUUCAGUCUUGAUGAUGCAAAUGAGCUUACCAGCUGAGUACAGGUAUUUGAUUUCAUCUUCUUUACACUCGGUUGAAUUUGUAUUUUUUCAACAUUGGUCAGAUAUCAUUUUUGUUGCAUCCUCCUUUAUAUCCGCAUGUAUCAUCUAUGUAAUUUAUCAAACACAUGAUGCCAAAAGCAUGGCAACCGACUUUGCGGAUUUGGAGUUAAUGUCUGUGGAAAGCGGGUUUGACAGACGUGAAUAAUGUGGCUUAUACGGUGCAUGAAUUACAAUAAACUGACUGGCUUUUUUUUAAUAUAA
Mucor mucedo is the source of this 1574-nucleotide messenger RNA. RefSeq names its product Abscisic acid G-protein coupled receptor-domain-containing protein. NCBI's taxonomy places the organism in Eukaryota, Fungi, Mucoromycota, Mucoromycetes, Mucorales, Mucoraceae. Bases 61 to 1518 code for a protein of 485 amino acids. The record is from RefSeq and is a predicted model, not a curated record. Gene Ontology annotation, cellular component: membrane. The transcript has 7 exons.